AUGAUCAGGAGCACCGGGAGCAGUGCCAGCCCCAGCCCCCGUCUCAGGUGGCCAUGUGAGACUGAAAGAGCAGAUGGAUCAUUCUCUGAGCUGCAGCAGGUUGAUUUGCAGGGUACCUCCUCAACAGCAGCCCCCUGCAGCCAGGAGAAGGAAGUGUUCUGCUGUGAUGGACAAGGACUGCCGUGCUCUGAGGAGGACUUGGCCAAGAUGCUACUGCUGAGCUUCCCAGAAACAGAUGCCCAGGCACCACCAGCUCUGGGAAUCCGCAUUCACGUGCCUUCCGGAAGAGCUCUUUGUCUGCUGGUGGACUUUGGGGAUGGUCGUGAAGCUGAGAUGAGACUGUGUACCAUGACAGGCACAGCUGUGGUGACUGGAUACCACCAGUACAGAAAAGAAGGCGUCUAUAAGCUCAGGGCUGUUAUCCAUGACUUUCAUGGACCUGAUGUGGAACUGGGCCCUUAUUACAUGGAUGUUGGCCAUGGGAACGUGUCGAUAGUCAUGAAUUCCAGCUCCAUCCAUGAUGGCGAAGCUCUUGCCUUUGCUGACUCUCUCCCCCAGGAGAAAGGCCCAGUCGUGAUGCAUUGCUUCUCAUCUAUUUCUUCAUACAAUGUGUCCUUUAUUUCUCAGACCCAAGUGGGCAGCGGCCAGGCUUGGCUUGGUGUGACUGUUGGGUAUAAGAUGCAAGCUGUGUCUGUCUACACCAAUGGAACUGUGUUUGCUACAGACACAAACAUCACAUUUGUGGCUGUUACCAAGGAAACUAUACCUCUGGAGUUUGCAUGGUAUUUUGGAGAUGACCCACCAGUGAGGACAACUUCCAGAAGCAUUAGAAGAAGGCUGAGCAUCCCUCAGUGGUACCAUGUGACGGUCAAGGCCACCAGCAGGCUCGGCAGUGUGGUCUCUGAGCCCCACCUCAUCAGGGUGCAGAAACGAAUCACGGUCAAUCGGCUGGUGUCCAUUCCCUCAGCCCUGGUAAACGCCAACGUGUCCUUUGAGUGCAGGCUUAACUUUGGCACUGAUGUAGCCUACCUUUGGAACUUUGGAGAUGCCACCAUUGAGCUGGGCAGAAGUUCCUCCAGCCAUGUCUACCGCAGGGAGGGAGAGUUUACAGUUGAAGUCCUUGCCUUCAAUAACAUCAGCUCUGCCACCCUCCGAAAGCAGCUUUUCGUGGUGCAGGAACCUUGCCAGCCACCCCCGGUGAAGAACAUGGGGCCUAUGAAGGUGCAGAUAUGGAGGUCUCAGCCCCUGAGACUAGGAGUGACAUUUGAAGCUGCAGUCCUCUGUAACAUUUCCCAAGGACUUUCCUACACCUGGAGCUUUGUGGAUGCUGAGGCGACUCCUAUCACCCUCCCUGCUGCUGUCAACACCCACAAACGGACCAUCCUGCUCCCAAGCUACACACUGGAGUGUGGGAACUACACUGCCAUAGCCAAGGUUCAGAUCAAGGGAAGCGUGGUAUACAGCAACUACUGUGUUAGUGUGGAGGUUCGAGCCAGGGCACCUGUCAGCGUGAUCUCUGAAGGCACACACAUCUUCAUCCCCAGGGCCACCUCCACCUCCAUCGUCCUCAGAGGGUCCCAGUCCUAUGACCCUGACAACCCAGGGGCUGCUCUCAGGUAUCACUGGACUUGCACGGUGGCCAGCUCACCAACAUGGCCCUGCUUUGACGACUCUAUUCCAAACCGAGUGGACACUCAGGCUCCUGCCAUUUCCUUCCCAGCCAAAUGGCUCAGUGAGUGCUGCGACCAGUUCCUUGUGACACUGACGGUCUCCAGCAAUGGGCAGAACUCUUCUCAGGCCUUGAUGUUCCUAUCCACCCAUCCCGACCCGGCUUUCAGAUUCACUCAUAUCUCAUGGAUCAACUUUAGAGACACCCAUGUGAACUGGAACGAGGAGCUGUCUCUCCGAGCUGUGUGUGAAGACUGUGGAGACGUCCCAGACCUCACUUAUUCCUGGGACCUCUUCCUAGUCAAUGCAACAGAAAAGAGUAUGAUGGAAGUCCCCUUCUGUAGCACUGUGGGGCUGCUGGGCACCUCAGCCCUUGGGGCCAUUCUGAAGUUGUCUGGCUCGUAUCUACAAUCGAAGCCCAGGGCAUCACCACCACCACACUCACCAGAACCUUCGCCCAUGCCCCUGGGCUGGACAACUCCUUCCAACCUGGGAAGCAUUUCUGCCGAGUCCACAGCAGAUGGCUACCAUCUUCCUGCUGCAGGACCCAUGGCAGGCUCAGGGGAGCCUGUGGAAGACGAUGGUUCACUGAGUCUGGCACCGGGUUCCCUGGGUGAGGAAUCCCUGAUGAUGAGCAGCCCUCAGGAGAGCUGGCCCCCUCCCAGUUCCUCUGAUGCCUUUGAUGAUUUUGAAGCCUAUUAUGGUGACAUCCAAGAAGCAGUGCCAUCCCUAGGAAGACAACCAGGGACCAAUAUCAACUCCCAUGAAUCAGAGCCAAGCAUGAGUGCCGACGAGAGUCCCAGUUACGGGGACAACCUGCUCGGGCCUUUCCUCCACACAGGCAGAGCAAAGCCAGCUCUCAUGAUUGACUGGCCUAAGACCCUGGUCAGCAAAGCUGUCUUCCAUGGCUACACCUCAUCAGGUAUCAUGGGAUCAGCUGUGACAAUAAAACCAUUCUCACUGAGUAGCGGCGAGACGUAUGUCUUACAGGCUUCUGUAGCUUCAAAGCAUGCUUUACUAGGCAAAGCUCAGCUUUACAUACCAGUCAACCAAGCUCCACAGGACAUGUCCUGUCAGGUGCAGCCCCACCGUGGUAUGGAGGCCCAUACCAUCUUCAGUGUCUUCUGCAUGUCAGGGAAGCCGGACUUCCGUUACGAAUUCCGUUAUCAGAUAGGAAACACCUCCUCACAUUCUCUGUAUCGCGGACAAGAUACCCAGUAUUAUUUUUUGCUGCCAGCUGGUGAGAUCUCGGACAGUUACAAAGUCAUUGUAUCUACUGAGAUCACUGAUGGCCAAGGCUCCAAGGUGCAGCCAUGCACUGUGGCGGUGACUGUGCUACCCCGUUACCAUGGAAAUGACUGCCUUGACAAGGACCUCUAUGACUCCACCCUGGAAAACCUGUCUACUCUCCAUCUGGUGGGAAGUUACACAGAAAUCAGGAACUACAUCGUCAUGGUCACUGGGAUCCUGAGCCGUUUGUUUAUGGAGAGCCGAAACACUUCUUUCUGUGCUCAGUGGUCACAAAUACAGGACGUAUUAAUUUCUUCAGCAUGCAAAGUGCCGUUUACAGACCAGGAAGCAAUGGUGGAUUCUAUCCAUAUAUUGAGAGACCUCAUAGCCUUCCCGAAUAAGAUGAGCUUGCUGAGUGCCACGUGCAUCCUCAAAUACGCACAGAUGUUCCUUGCUCAAGGUCAGGUCUCCAGGGAGUUCCUGGUGAACAAGAAGCUGAGAGUUGAACUUGUCCUUCUUAUCUCUGGUGUCUGGGAAGCCACCAAAGACGAUGUGUGGGAUGAAGACUGUCUGCAAGAAGAAGGCAUGAAGAUCAUCUCUGACGUGUUACUAGCCUGUCUCUCCUUGAGCCACCAGCAUCAGCUUCACAUAAACACUGGGCAGAUGGAGUUCUGGACCCGUAUCCAUCAGAGCCCUCAGAGUUCUAUCCAGAAUCUGAACUUCAUCCGGGUACAUUUCCCUGGUGAUCUGGCCUUGCACAGUACCGCUCAAGAGGGAACGCAGAGCGCAUGCUACGUCAGCCAGCUCAUGUUCUUCAUGAAGAGCCCGUAUCCAGUGAGACGAGCUCCUGGGCAGGUGGGCAGUGUCAUGAGCCCUCGACUCUAUAGCUGCAAGAGCCAGAGACCCAUCUUCAGAGGACGACUGGAGACACCAGUGACUGUGGAGUUUGGGGAGGAAGACUGCCUGCACAAGAGAAAUGCAGCCACGUUUGUGUUGCUUCGGGAUGAGGUGAAUGUCCACCGGUUCAAUGGGCUUUCAGAAAACCCCCAGGAAUCUUUACGGAUAAGCAUCAAAUUCUCUAAGCCAGCUACAAGAGCCUUUCCCAUCAUGCUGUUAGUAAGGUUCUCUGAGAAAGCCACGCCUUCUGACUUUCUUGUGAAGCGGCUCUACUUCUGGGAUGAGCAGACUGUACAAAUGUACAUUCCUGCUGUUCCAUGGAAAGGAGCCAAUGUGGGAUAUUUGUCCCUAUUAGAUGCUGAUUAUGACAAGAGACCUCCAAACAAAUAUCUUGUUGGGGCAAUAAACUACACAGUACAUUUCCAGUGGAUCCAAUGUGUGUUUUGGGACAAGAGAGAGUGGCGAUCUGAAGGGCCCUCUCCACAACCAGGAACUUCUCCUGAGAAGGUCAGCUGCAGCUACCAUCGCCUUGCGCCUUUCUCUGUCCUAAGAAGAAAGCUGGAUGCCACCUUGGAAGUGAGCAGCGUUUCUGAGUUUCAGAGGCUCCCUCACAACCUGCUUCCCAGCAUUUUCAGUGUGUUUUUCUUGGUCCUUUAUGGAUUUUUGGUGACUAAAAGCAGAUGUGUAGAUUGUCAUAAGAAAAGGAAACCUGGUUGUAUUUUUCUGGAAGAAGACAUCUCACCCGGCCACCAGCUGUAUGCAGUCAUCACUGACACUGGCUUCCGCUCACCAGCCAAAUUGACCUCAAAGGUUUUCCUUGUUUUGUGUGGUGAAAAUGGACUCUCAGAAACCAAAGAACUCUGCUGUCCAGAGAAGCCCUUAUUUGGAAGGAAUUCCAGGCACACCUUUAUCAUGAGCACCCCUAAGCAACUGGGUCCGCUCCAGAAGGUCCACCUCUGGCACGACAGUAGUGGGACUUCCCCAAGCUGGUUCAUCAGCCACGUGAUGGUGAAGGACUUGCGCUCAGGACACGCUUGGUUUUUCCCUGCUCAGUGCUGGCUGGCUGUGAGCGCAGGUGAUGGCCGUGUUCAGCGAGAGCUCUUCUGCCUGAGCCGGGGUCUCGGUUUCUGGAAGCUUUUCUACUCAAAGUUCACGGAGUACCUGGAGGAUUUCCACAUCUGGCUCUCGCUAUAUAGCCAGCCCGACUCCAGCAGCUACCUACACACACAGAGACUUGCGGUGUCCUUCUGCCUGCUGUGUGUCUACUCCUGCCUCACUGCCCUGGUCACUGUGGGAGGCCGCGAACAGCACCCCCUGGAUGUGGGUCCCACUUACAUCACUCUGGAAUCCUUCAAUCUGGGUCUCCUGUGCACCCUCCUGGCCUGUCCAGUUGCACAGCUCCUGUCACUGCUCUUCAGGUUCAGCAAGGAAGCCAGAGGGCAUCCACGGGCUGUGCCACAGUGGCCUCUAAGAGGAGUGGAGACAGAGGCAUCUCGGGGUACGCAUCCCGCAUCAGACAUUCUCCCCGAGACUGACCGGGCUUGGAGGAUGGCAGCCAGUAGCAGUGGUGUGGUCUGUUCAUCCUUUACAUCGGAGGCCUGCAGGGAUAAUGACCUUGCUCAGAGAGAGAAGAGGCACCACUCUCCUCCCAGUUCACAAGUUCUCGGCAGUGGUUUUGAAGGACUUGGACUCCAGCAGUCAAGGGUCUAUCUGCUCUGGCCGAGCUCUGUGGCCUGGGCCAUCUGUGGGUUGGCUUCCCUGGCCUGUGGCUUGGGGACAGGAUUCCUAGGCUACAGGUUUGUGACAGUGCAGUGUAUAUGGUGGCUGCACCUACUGUCUCUCUCUGUGGUCUGCUGUGCAUUUGUCACCCAGCCACUCAUGAUCUGCUUGGCAGCACUGGCCUUUGCUUGGAGAAGACAACAUGACAGACAGUUUUUUCUGGAGUCUUUAUGUGAUGCAACCAAAGACCUGGGUUUGGAAUUGGAAGAACGUUUCAGAACCCACAUUCCUCUUUCUCCUAGCUCUUAUGGUCCUGACAGUGCUGAGGAGGCUGAAAGGGUCUUAGCUGCCCGAAAACGAGAACGCCACCUGCGCUGGACUCAGCCACCAUCCAGGGCCAAGCUCAGCGUGACCAGGGAGAGGCUAAGGAGAGAGAGCCGCUUGCAGGCAGCCCUGAGAGACAUCAUCACGCACAGCAUCAUGUUACUGCUGCUUUUGUUGAUCACAUAUGGGAGAUUCUGCCCAGGAGAAUAUCCUCUCAAUCAAGCCAUCAGGAAGGAAUUUACAAGAAAUGCCAAUCACCCCUUGGGAGACCUGAGCAGCACAGAUGACUGGUGGGGCUGGACUCUGAGCACAUUGCUGGAUGGGCUUCCCCCAGAAGGACCCUCUGCUGGAGCUCAGCCUGGAGCUCUGGGAGGGCAGUGCCACCUAAUAGGCCCUUUAGUGAUCAAGCAGUUGAGGGUUUCUGCUGGUGCUACAUGCAGGCCUCCCAGGCCGCUCUCAAAGCUCAUGGAAAAUACACUCCCUACAAGUAGUCGUGACCUUGACCUUGAGAACCGAAAUAUGACCCCUGGUGGUCCUAAGGCCUGUGAGGUGAAGAAAGAGAGCUACGUGCACAGCCUAGGAAGAACAAGGCACGAAGUCCAUGCAGCUCUGAGUACCCUGAGGGCCAGCGGGUGGAUCGACCACAGCACCAGGGCCGUAUCUGUGCACUUCACUCUCUACAACCCUCCAACUCGACUCUUCACAAGUGUGACCCUAGGCGCAGAACUUCCUGCCACGGGAGGUCUCAUCCCCUCAUCCCUGGUAGAGUCACUCAGCAUCUUCUACAGUGACUCAGCCCCGCAGUACCUACUUAUACUUUCUGAGCUGGUGUUCCUGGUACUCAAUUUGACCCACCUUUGUUUCCACCUCUGGGGGAUGGCCACCAAGGGCGUCCUCAGCUACUGGAAAGAACCUAGACACUGGCUGGAGCUUUCUACUGUUGGCAUAGCCCUGGCCUACUGUGCAGCCUCCGGUCACCUCACUACCCUUGCUGAGAAUGCCAUUGACCAGUUACACAAGGGGCUGCAUCGGAUGUUUGCGGACGUCAGCCCGAUGGUGUCAUGGAAUCAGAGGGCACGCUGGCUCCAGGGGCUCCUCCUGUUCCUCUGGAUGUUGAAAUGUGUUCAUCUCCUCGGCUUCCUAAGCACCAUGGCACCCUUCUCAGUAGUGACAUGUUCCUCUCUCCUCCGAGUCUUGGCACCAGCGCUGGUGGGGGCCCUGCUGCUGGCUGCUCUUUGCCACUUGUGCUGGUUCCUGCGCUCCACCUGGACACUGUCACCUGGCACCUUUGCAGAUGCAUUUCCUGGGCUGCGGCUUCUGUUUCUGGGAAGCCGUCAAAAGGACUCAUUGCACAAUCAUCUGGAGUCUGACCAUCGAGCUGCGGCUUGUUACUAUGGGGCCCUCCUUCUCGUACUGGCAGCUCUGUGUUUUGGAACGAUGAGAGCUUCCUUCUUGACUUUUUUCCGUAAAAGAAAGUCUUUUCACAGAAAAUCUCUUGUGACACUUCAAGAUGUUGCUGUUUACACAUGGCAUAAAGUCCUCACCCUUCUAGGGCAGGAAACGACAACUCUGGAAGAGGCUGAGGUGGCUAUGAACCAUAAUUAUUACCUGGAUGAGUUUUCAAGCCUACUGGAUGAACUUCUGCUGAAGAUUGACGGUUUAUCUGACAGCAUGGAACUUUCUAUCCUAGAAAAACAAUGGAGGAUGACCAUGGCAUCAAGGGGAGUGGAUAAUCCUUUAGUUGGUAUUUCAGAGGGCCAAGCUAUUGGGGUCUCCUCACUGAGGAGUGAGAAACUGCACCUCAAUGCCCUUAAAGGGAAGUACGGCUGGUCUGGCUGCAGGCACACAUCCUCUCCGAGCCUCCCUCAGCUUUGCUGCAGCCACCUACCACCAGUCCCUGCAUACAGAGACUAUGUCAUCAAGACCGAGGUGGCCAACCUACAAGAAGAACAUUAUGGUAAUGUGGCUGCCCCUCCACCUGAACCUUCUAUGGCUUGGCAUGUGACCUUGAAGAUUCUCAUGCAGUCUGUCCAGACGUCAGUGGAGAUCAGCUACUUCUACGUGGGCCAUAAUCACAUGACCAGGUGCUGCAAAGGCUUCAAGAUCUGCAAGCAAAAGCUUCCUCACAGCCCUAACGUCGAUGAGCCUUUCAGUGUGUUGAGGGAAAGCCGUACCAUCAUGAAGACAUCCCUGCCCUGGGAGCCAGUGCUGCAGAAGGGACUUGCCCAGAUGCAAAACCCCUCUCAGAGAAGUUUCGGUGUCUUGAUUCUCACUACGACAAGCAGACUUGCAGAAUUCGGCUGCUGCCCCCAACUACCCAAGGCAGAACGUUUGGCCAGCGUAGGGACGGCUUAUGUGGACCUCAAACAGCGCCACGUUGCUUGA
Messenger RNA from Acomys russatus (golden spiny mouse), 8223 nucleotides. RefSeq names its product polycystin 1 like 1, transient receptor potential channel interacting (gene Pkd1l1). Bases 1 to 8223 code for a protein of 2740 amino acids. Gene Ontology annotation, molecular function: protein binding; calcium channel activity. The transcript is spliced from 56 exons. The record is from RefSeq and is a predicted model, not a curated record. NCBI's taxonomy places the organism in Eukaryota, Metazoa, Chordata, Mammalia, Rodentia, Muridae. Gene Ontology annotation, biological process: detection of mechanical stimulus. Gene Ontology annotation, cellular component: membrane.